Molecule: messenger RNA, 2384 nt
Organism: Dimorphilus gyrociliatus
Lineage: Eukaryota; Metazoa; Annelida; Polychaeta; Dinophilidae
Source: the annotation of a GenBank genome assembly
AUUAGUUCACGUGUAGGACGUCUGCUGGGAACAAAAUGUCUAAUCUUUAAAAAAUUUCACAGUAUCUCUUUAAUAUUGCAAUAAUACCAAUGGGUAAGUGAAGUACUAGCGCAUACACACUUUCGUUAAAAUUAAGUGGCGAUACUAACCUUGGAUUGAUGUUUUAGAGGAGAAAAACAGGCCAUGCCAAUUACAGGAAGUGAGCAUAAAAAUCAAAGAUGAGAGGAAGACGGAAUCUAAGACCGUUGAUAUUGAUAUUGGAUGCCUGAAAUUAACCAACCUACCCCAAUCUCAACAAUUCCUAAUUUUAACAAUUGGAGUUAUGCUGUUCUAUUUAAUUUAUGGUUAUUUUCAAGUAAUCUAUUCAAUAACUUGUUUCACUUAUGAGAUUUACAUUAAUUAUUCAUAUUCCUGACGAAUAGGAAUUAAUGUUUAGGCUAGAGGGGUUCCGGCCAUAUGGUUGGUAUUUAACUUUAAUUCAGUUUGGCUAUUAUUCAAUAUUUGGAACAAUUGAAUUAUAUUCAAAAAAGACAACGAGAAGGAAAGUUCCUCUAAAGACAUAUUAUUUUCUGGCAUUUUUGACAGUAGCCACUAUGGGUCUAUCAAAUUCAUCACUCGGCUAUUUAAACUAUCCCACUCAAAUCAUAUUUAAAUGCUGCAAGCUCAUUCCUGUCUUAAUAGGUGGUAUAAUAAUUCAAAAGAAAAAGUAUACAACACUUGAUUUUGCUGCUUGUGCCUGUAUGAGUAUUGGUCUCAUCUUUUUUACUUUAGCUGAUAGCAGUGUUUCACCCUCUUUUAGCCUUUACGGUCUCAUGCUCAUAUGCUCAGCUUUGGUUGCCGAUGCAGUCAUUGGAAAUGUUCAGGAGAAAACAAUGAAAGAGUUCUCAUCAAGCAAUUCGGAGAUGAUACUCUAUUCAUAUUCAAUAGGCUUUGUUUAUAUUCUUUUUGGUCAAUUGGCGACCGGACAAUUUUGGAGUGCCUUCUCAUUUUGCUGGCAACAUCCUUUUCAAACAUAUGGUUAUGCGCUAAUCUUCUCAUUUACUGGAUAUAUAGGUCUAGUUGUUGUAUUGAGCUUAGUAAAAUCUUUUGGAGCGCUUAUAGCUGUAACUGGUAAAUCUACUAUUCUAUAUGAAGAUCUGUUAGAUGCAAAGAUACACAAAAAAGAAGUUACGAUAGGAUUUAUUCGACGACAUAAAUCGAAAAAUAUCUUAAAAGUAGAUAAAGUAUCAUUCCAUGAAAUUGAGGGUAGCAAUGAAUGCACUGAGUUUGUUGACAAUGUGUUAUCUCGAGCUAAAAACUAUUGGCAACGUCGACCUACAAAAUUGAAGGUGAUAGUUAAUCCUCAAUCAGGAACCUUAAAAAAGGGUGAGAGAGUUUAUAAAGAAGUUGUACAGCCAAUCUUUGAAUCAGCUCGCAUUGUUUGCGAAACAGAAGUGACUCAAAGUCGAAAGCAUGCCCAAGAAAUUUUAUCAAAGUGCUGUCUAAAUGACUUCGACGGGGUUGUAUCGGUUGGUGGAGAUGGUACCUUUACAGAAUGUUAUAAUGGAAUGAUAUUAAAUCAAAUGGCCUGUGCUAAGCGUGACAUUAAUGAUCGAAGAAGUCAACUUAUUAAACCCCCUAUACCAAUUGGAAUAAUACCUUUGGGAAGCGGCCAAGGGUGCAUAAAAAUGGCUAUCGGAAGUGUUGAUGUAGUAACAGCUGCAUUGCAUAUUGUCAUCGGUAAAUCUUUUUCCGCAAAGGGCUACUCAGUUCACAGUGGAACGAAGCUCGUCUACUACGGGAAUCUUUUGUUCGGCUACGGUUUCUAUAGUGACCUAAUUGAGGAAGGAGAGAAUAAACGUUGGAUGGGUAUUCUACGUUACGGUUUUGGUGGUACGAAGGCAUUCUUUAAACAUCGCUUAUUCAAGGCCAAAAUACGAGUUUUACCUUGGGGUUCAACGCCGAAAGAUGGCGCUCUAGAUUCGAAUUUGAACAAUGAUCACGAAAAAGAAUUUACUGACGAAUUUUUUAGUGUAGAAAUGUAUCCCUUUCUCUUUCCCCUUGUUGACCGUCAAUUGGAAACCUAUUCCCUUCCUCUGUGUAGUCUGUAUAUGCUAAGAAGUUGCUCAAGAAUCGAUCAUUUACAGUUGUUGGCAAAGUUAGCUAGAAAAAAGGACGAUACUUACAGUUUUGAUUUCGUUAAGUCUUUUGAGGCGGAAGGUUUCAGCCUCGCAAUUGAGCCAGAUCCAGACAAUCGCGAAGAAAAUAAUUCCAUAAUCAUCAAUAUCGAUGGCGAUCCAUUCCCUGUUAAGAGAGAAGACGUAAUCCAUGUCAAAAUGUACGCUGACAUGAUAGAUAUUUACGGACCUAGCGCCAGCUGGAAUGAAAUAAAAGAAUUGAUGUAA